UCAUAGGCCUAAAUCAUCAGCCGAGAAGAAGGUAAAGUUGAACCAGCUGCGAUGGAAGCUCUCUUCUCCCAACUCUCCGUCCUCGCCAACGACGCCCUCGACAACAAAGACUUCAACCCAUCGCGCAUCGAAGAGCUUCUCCAGCUCUUCGAGCUCGAGGCACGUGCCUCCUUGGCCGCCGCCGAGGCCGAGCACCUGAAAUCCGCCGGCAAAGCCGAAGCCGCCAUGAAAGAGGCCGAAAACGAACUCAAUUCCAUCCUCGAUGCCGCCACCGAAGACUUCCCCAGCUACUCCGCCAAGGUCGACAGCGCUGCCGGCGCCUCGGAGAACUACAUGGAGGCGGCGAUCGCCGCGGCCAUGGCUACCAUGAAGUCCACCUUUGCCAGCUCCAAGAUCCAGCCUUCGUAAUUGGUGUGAAUUUGCAGUUAAUAAAGAUCUCAAAUUGGUGUUUGCGGUUGAAAUUUAUCGUCUUUUUGUAUGUUGCUGUGGUGAUGGAUCGAAUAAUGGAUCAGUGAUCAUUAAUCUCGAUUUGUUGUUUGGUUUUUAUAAAACUGUGUGAGGCAAAUGAAAUAAAGGAGAUUUGAUAUUUUAGAAACCAUUACGUAAUCAAAACGUCUGUUUGUGUGAUUGCAGAUU
Molecule: messenger RNA, 636 nt
Organism: Dendrobium catenatum
Lineage: Eukaryota; Viridiplantae; Streptophyta; Magnoliopsida; Asparagales; Orchidaceae
Exons: 1
Coding region: 52-408 (118 amino acids)
Source: RefSeq, a predicted model, not a curated record